GACAUUUUUAGUAAGAGUCUGUACAAUCAUUAAACGGCUCCGGCGUAUUAAAAAAAUCCGAUUCGGAUGGCAAGGAAAACAGUCCUUGCGGCCGCACUUUCCAUUCUUCCAGAGCGGAAAACCAUUCACAAAUUUGCGGAAAGACGGACCAAUCAGAAAGUCCUGUGCGCUCUGCAGACUAGACUAGACUUGCGUGCACCUGCGCGAGAUAAACGUGGAGGAAAAUAUAGCUCUAGAACUAGUUUUUAACACGCUUAAAGAUGUUGAAUGAUUAAAAAUAUUUAAAUAAAAACAAAAGCUGGGUAUUUUAAUUGACGCAAUUCGAAUUGUUAAGACGUGACAAAUUUUGCUCAAGUCGCGUGCGUUUAAUUAUUUAUAGAGCAGCUAGACUGGUAAAGAAAAGUAUCGGGUAACGUGUGAAUAAAAUAGAAAAGGGAGCUAACGUGUGUAGAACUAAAUUUUGAGAUUCGCGACGAAGCUCCUUUUCCGAGCAUACACAUGGGACAAUAUGCACUAAAUUAAUAUUUGAGUUUGCACUCAUACAAACUUUGUUUUCAUUGUAACACACUUGGUUUGAAGCGAUAUUUCUACCACACAGAUUAUUGAGAGGGAAAAUAGUGGACAAAUGUCUCUGAUUACGGGGAAGGCGGAACCCAACGAGAAAUAGCUGAUAGUGGGCGAUAUUGCAGGGAAGGGUUUAUGUUUCGGACCGAACAUGGCUACGUUCGGCGGCCGUGCUCUUCGCGCUGAUACUUCAGUUAGACAAACGCAGUCUAAUUUUGUAUCGCCUCAGAAAAUUAGAGAACUGCUUAAUGAGGGUGUGGUCAAUGAGCAGAGUGGAUCAAACAGUGAGCAAGGAAAGUCUAGCAUAAUCCCUUCCAAUGGCGUCGGAAAAUCUCCAUGCGAGGCAACCAACAAAGAUGCGUUUUUCUCAAGAGUCGGCUCGUACACUUGUCUGAAAUGGCCUGGCAAGCCGCGUGCCCUCUCCCCGCUGCGCUGUGCCAGGUAUGGCUGGAUUAAUGUGGACUGUGACAUGCUUAAGUGCUCCACUUGCCAGGCCUUCCUCUGUGCCUCCAUCCAGCCCGCUUCAGACUAUCAAAAAUAUGAAGAGCGCAUAUCUGAGAUUACCCGACAACUGCAGACCCAGCAUGAGAAGUUCUGCUCUUGGCCUGACUUUCCAUGCCCAAGCAGGUUCUCUCUCAUUCCGGUCAGUGAACCUGCGGUUCUGCUCAGCACGUUCUUGGAGCGUUUCCAGAGCACCCUGGUUCUGGAUCAGCAACUUCCCGCUAUGAAGCCACAGCAACUCCAAUGCAUGGCCCUGACUGAAGAUGCGAUCAGUGCACUGCUGCAGCUGAUUGAGGACGAGAGGAAGAAGAGGGGUACGGCCGUCACCUCGCCCCUACGGAUGCCCUCGGAGCCACUCUCGGUACAGGUGGCCGCCUGCAUCGUAGCCCUCUGCGGAUGGGCCGCAAGCUCAGCCCAGCUGUCCAUGAACCUGCCUAUCCUCACCUGCUCCUACUGCAUGCGCAAGGUGGGGCUGUGGAACUUCCUGCAGAUGGAGAACGUGUCUGUGGGCGACCGGGACUCCCCUCGCGUGGGCCCCUCGCCGCCCACCACCCCCAGGCCCGGCCAGGAGGGGGGCACAGGUGACGGUAGGACCACGCCCACCUUCUCGUCACCGUCCCCAUCCCCAACGCUCUCCAGAAUGAAGCUGCGCAGCCAGGACUCCUCCCGCUCGGAGUCGGUGGAGGGUAAUGCGUCUCCCCUGUCAGUGCGCACCCGCAGCCGAGACACGCCGAGCCCUAGCGAGGAGCUGACGAGCCCCCUGGCAGCAGUGGCAGCGGCAGCUACGGCAGGAGUGGGGCGCGGCAAGAGGCCCCAGACCCGAAGCCGAGGUGGAGGUGCAGGAGGAGGAGGAGGAGGUGGACCCGGACCCGGACCCGGACCCGGACCCAGCGAGAUGCCCUCCAGCCCACAGCCCAUGCUCAAACGACCACGUCUCUCCUCUUCCCACAGCCCUGAGGGCCCCAUGAAUAGGAACGCGUUUGACCCCAUCGGCCAGCACAGAGACUGGUGCCCCUGGGUGUGUGUCCCCAGGAAGGAGGAGGACGAGACGUCGCCGCGGCCCUCCUUGGCAAGCGGGAACGGCGGCAGCUCCCUGCCCCUGGGAAGCGAGGCUGAGCGGCCGCAGCCUGGCUGGAAAGCGGCCCUCACCCUCUUCCUCUCCAUGAAGCACAGCCUCCACCCCGUGGGAGCCAGCCCCUCACAGGCUGCUCGAGACAAGUCGAAACGUGUGUUUACAAUACUCCGACAGUGGCAGUCCCACUCUACAUAAAGCUCCCUGGUUGAAUGUGAACGGAACAGAGAUCUGGAUUGGUUUUAUGCUGUGUGCUCUGCCCUGAAGACUGGCAUUGUUUGUUGUGUUUUAUCUCGUCUAUCGUGGUCUCUAGCCGACUAAGUCCUGUUGUCCGUUGUGAUAGAGGUAGGUAAGGAAAUGGGUGAAGAUUUUUUUCCACGAUUGAACACUCAUGGGGUGUGUGUGUUUGCUUCUUCCGUCGUUUUUUAGGGAUUGUGGUCACUGUUCAAAGGCUAAGAAUCCUGACGUGAGCAAAGGUGACUCCCCCAUUUGACGCGUGUGUGUGUGCGUGUGUGUGUGUUUAGAGAUUUGGGGUGGUUUAUAACGAUAAACUCAAUACAAUAUACACUCACAAACAGCUUAACUUUUAUGAUAUGGACAGUACAUAUGAAGUAGAGCUACACAUUGUCUGACUUGACCCUGAUUUCCCUCUCAUGUACAAUAAUACACGUUGACACUGAACGCACACGCCAUACAACAUGCAUUCAUGUUACAUGCACACACCAAAUCCAUGCAUAUGAGGGAUUGUGACUUCACUAACUUUUAAACUACAGUAAUAGUAGGAUGGUGAGAUGUCGAUAGGCUACACUGGAAAUGAUAACGAUGAACAAAAACGUCCUGUUUCUGGAAGUGCCGUAAGUAUUUCAAUUCUGCAAAGGUGGGACGUUAUACCAAUGCGAUUUUUGCUCAACCUGAAGCUGUGAGGAAGCUUUUUAAAGGCAUUCUUGUGUGUCUUUUUAUGAGAAGUAAACUAGGCAUGGGUUGGAUUUGGGUGGUGUUUUUUUUUUCUUUUUUUAUCUCAAAAAUGUAAAUGUCUGCCUUUUUGUAUGUGAAACGCUAAAUGGUCCGAGAUUGUACUUUUUUUCAAGUAGACAAUGUUGGAGUAAGACGAUAACGUGCCAUAGAAAUACAGAAUGUUUUAUGAGGGAGAAUACAUGCUUCAUUUUCUUUUUUUUUCCUGUGAAUGCUUCAAUUUUUUUUUCCUAGCUGAUUCUGACUCUCUGUCUUGCAUGCACUUUUAGUCUUACUUGUCUUUCAAGGGCAUUUAAUAAAUGCAAUCGUCUGCCUUCUUUUUUUCUAAAUCUGCA
Messenger RNA from Engraulis encrasicolus (European anchovy), 3444 nucleotides. It is a transcript of the gene zc3hc1, whose product is annotated as zinc finger, C3HC-type containing 1. NCBI's taxonomy places the organism in Eukaryota, Metazoa, Chordata, Actinopteri, Clupeiformes, Engraulidae. The transcript is spliced from 10 exons. The record is from RefSeq and is a predicted model, not a curated record. Gene Ontology annotation, cellular component: nucleus. Gene Ontology annotation, molecular function: zinc ion binding. Bases 716 to 2335 code for a protein of 539 amino acids.